Molecule: messenger RNA, 822 nt
Organism: Prunus dulcis (almond)
Lineage: Eukaryota; Viridiplantae; Streptophyta; Magnoliopsida; Rosales; Rosaceae
Exons: 2
Coding region: 1-822 (273 amino acids)
Molecular function (GO): zinc ion binding
Source: RefSeq, a predicted model, not a curated record
AUGCGCCCAAGGAUAGCCGUGGAUGUCGUUCAUUUAAAAUCUAAGUACAAAGGUGUUAUGUUUGUAGCAAAUACAUUCGAUGGUAAUCAAAAUAUAUAUCCUCUUACUUUUGGGAUCGGUGAUUUGGAGACGGAUGCAUCAUGGCAUUGGUUUUUCACUAAACUUCAUGAAGCCAUUGGUGAGUAUCCCAAUCUUGUUACCAUUUCUGAUCGCAAUGUUAGCAUAGAGAAUUUGUGGAACAAAGUUUUCCCAACAGCGCAAGGGGAACAUGAAACGCACUUGCAAAUCAAGAGAAAGGAACAUGUUGCUCAAUAUCUUGAACAGGCAGAGUUACAUAAGUGGUCUAGAGCUCACAUGGAUGGACGCCGCUACAAUGUAAUGACAACAAAUAUUGCAGAGUUAAUAAACUUAGUCCUUGGGUUUGCAAGGAUGCUGCCAAUGGUUCAUUUGAUAGGGGAAAUUAUUAAUCUCCUUGUGAAAUGGUUCACCAAACGUCGUGAGUUGGCUUUGAAUUACACAACAACAUUGUGCCCUAAUUUUGGCGAGAAGAAGUUGAGGAAUAGGUUGGAUGAUGCUGCAAGGAUGAAUGUUGUUAAACUAAAUAACGUAAAGUUUAAUGUUUUGGACGGUGAUAUUGACGGCCUCGUAGAUUUGACGAACAACAGUUGUAGUUGUAGAAAGUUUCAGCUUGAGCAGCUACCUUGCAAGCAUGUAGUUGCAGUUUGCCUCUUCUUGAAACUAAAUGUAUACUCCAAGGCUUCUUGGUAUGACACUCAGAAUACCUGGUUGGAUGCUUAUUCAGAUAGCAUCUACCCAGUAUAG